AUGUGCACCGCCGAACUCAUCAAGUCGCGAACCUGCCACCACAAAUGGGUCACCAUAGUCAAGGAAUGCAACAAGGGCGCCGGCUUCGAGGCCGGGCAUCUUCAUCGCUUCGAGCCGGCGAGGCCAGGAUUGUUUCGAUCAAGAUAUAUUUCGGCCGCCGCCCACACCUGCCCGGAAUGCGACAAGAAGGCAGAUUACAAUCCGAGUACGACGAGGAUAAUCGUGAACAAUGCGAAAGAUCGUGGGACGCUGGGAAACGGGUACACGUUGACUGAUGGGUAUGGCAAUCCAUUGCCUGGCCAUUACUCGGGUGGUGGCUACGGUGGUCAAGGAUAUACUUCCUGUGGGAUGGCCAGGAUGUCGAAGCGGCCAUCAGCAGAUCAUGGCUGCGGCUGCAAUGUUAUGUAA
Exophiala spinifera is the source of this 408-nucleotide messenger RNA. RefSeq lists its product as uncharacterized. Bases 1 to 408 code for a protein of 135 amino acids. The record is from RefSeq and is a predicted model, not a curated record. The transcript has a single exon. NCBI's taxonomy places the organism in Eukaryota, Fungi, Ascomycota, Eurotiomycetes, Chaetothyriales, Herpotrichiellaceae.